CCACCGCCCACAGAACAAAACCCCCGCAAAAUCCCCGCUCCCCUAUUUUUCGGGUUUUUAGCUUCCACCGGCGUCCGGCGAGGGGAGAGAGAGAGGGAGGUCGCCGGCGAUGGCGGCAGGGACGAUCUCGCGCAUCCGGCUAGAGAACUUCAUGUGCCACUCCAGCCUCCACAUCGAGCUCGGGGAGCACGUCAACUUCAUCACCGGCCAGAACGGAAGCGGGAAAAGCGCCAUCCUCACGGCCCUAUGCGUCGCCUUCGGCUGCCGCGCCAAGAAUACCCAGCGCGCCGCAUCGCUCAAGGACUUCAUCAAAACCGGCUGCAGCUAUGCAUCCAUUCUUGUUGAUAUUAAUAACCACGGGGAAGAUGCAUUCAAGCAUGAAGUAUUUGGGAAUGUAAUCAUACUGGAACGCAGGAUUACUGAAUCAAGUAGUUCUACAGUUUUAAAGGAUCAACAUGGGAGGAAGGUGGCGCAUCGCAAAGAUGAUCUUGUCGAAAUAAUUGAGCAUUUUAAUAUUGAUGUUGAAAACCCAUGUGUAAUUAUGAGUCAAGACAAAAGCAGAGAAUUUUUACAUUCAGGAAAUGACAAGGAUAAGUUUAUGUUCUUUUUCAAGGCUACUCUUCUUCAACAAGUGAAUGACUUGCUUGGUUCAAUAAGAAAGAACCUAAAUGUUGCGGACUCCAUAGUUGAAGAGCUGGAAAGAUCGAUUAUGCCAGUGCUGAAGGAACUUGAUGAUAUUCAGGACAAAAUAAAGAAUAUGGAACAUAUUGAAGAAAUAGCACAUGAGAUUGAGAACCUGAAGAAAAAAUUGGCCUGGGCAUGGGUUUAUGAUGUUGACAAAAAGAUUGGGGAACAAACAGAGAAGCUUGAGAAACUCAGAGAGCGUAUCCCUGCAUGCCAAGAACGAAUUGAUCGAAAUACAGCCAUUAUAGAGGAACUGAGGAAAGAAUUUAUUGUGAAGAAAGAGAAUGUAAGAUCUUUUCUGGAGAAGACUCAAGAAGUAAGGAGGAUGAAGGAAAAAAUGCAACACGACAUUCAUGAGGCUGUGAAACUGAAAAUGGAUCUAGAGAAAGAGCAUGCACGUGGUAUGCAAGUGUUGAAUAAAAUGAAUACCCGUGUCAGACAACUUGAAGCGCAAGUUCAUGAAUUUCAGCUAAAGCACAUGCAGCAAACCCAGGCUGAAGUAUUUCAAGUUGAGGAUAGCAUAUGGGAAUUACAGCAGGAGAUCAAUUCUGCUAAUUUAAGUGCUACAAGGUUAAGUGAGGAAGAAAAGAAAUUAUCCGAAGAACUACAGGACAUUAUUAAAAGCAUCAGUGACAUUGGAAAAGAGAUAGAUGAAGAUGGGCGUAGGAUCAAUCAACUGAAAUCUCAAAUUGAGGAUCUCAGACGACGCCAACAUGAUAAGCUAACAGCAUUUGGAGGGGAUAGAGUUCAGAGCCUCUAUAGAUCUAUAGAGAGGCACCAUAGUAGAUUUAAAUGCCCUCCUAUUGGUCCAAUAGGAUAUCAUGUGCAACUGGCUAGCAACUGCUGGUCCCUUGCAGUUGAUUGCGCAUUAGGGAGGCUACUAGAUGCUUUCAUUGUCUCAUGUCAUAAGGAUUCACUCGUUUUACGAGAGUGUGCGAAAGAAGUAAAAUAUCACAACCUUCAAAUUAUUAUAUAUGACUUUUCUAAACCACGACUUGUCAUUCCAAAUCAUUUGCUUCCUUCAACAACACACCCGACAAUACUUUCGGUUAUCCAUUCGGAAAAUCCUACUAUACUAAAUGUAUUGGUGGAUCAGGGCCACACAGAGAGGCAGGUCCUAGUUCAAGAUUAUGAAGCGGGAAAGUCUGUUGCAUUUGAUAAGAGGAUACGAAAUCUAAAGGAAGUAUAUACUUCUGAUGGUAGCAAAAUGUUUUAUAGAGCCUCUGUUGAGACCAUUCUUCCUCCAAACAGAAAGUGGAGGGCUGGUCGUUUGUGCACUUCUCUAGGAGAAAAAAUAAUUGAAAUAGAGAAUGAAACUGCUGAAAUUAAGAAAAUAAACUCUGAGAGGUGGGAUCGCAAAGGAAAAUUAGUUAUUGAUCGAGACAACAUCAAUUCAAAAUUAAGAACGUUAAAGAGAAAAAGAGAAGAUGAGGAGCAGCAUCUGGAGCGUAAAAAGGUUCAGUUGGAUGACACCAAGAAAAUUUCUAUUGCCAAUAAGCAUGAUACUGCUGUGGAUACCUCUGAGCUAGAGGCUGAAAUGAUGCAAGUGAAGGAGGACAUUGGGAACAAAGAAUUAGUUCUGGAGAAAAUUAAUUUGAAACUUACAGAUGCUUUGCGAGAAGAGAAUGAUAAAAGAGCUUCUUACAAAAAUUUUAUUGAGUCUGCACAUGCUGAGAUGGGGUCUAUUAGUGAUGCUGAGCACGAAUUGCAGCUCGUUGAAGAAAAAAUAAAUGAUGCUCAGCAGGAUAAGGCUCACUAUGAAGGUGUUAUGGAAAGGAAGGUUUUAGCUCCUAUUAAAAUGGCUGAAUCGGAGUUAACAGAUCUUCAACAGCUUCAUCAGGAAUACUUUGAAAAGGCAUCAAGAAUAUGUGCAGAGAAUGAAGUGGAAGCUUUGGGUGGUGUUGGAGGAUCCACCCUGGAACAAUUAAGUGAUCGUAUUAAUAAAUUGAAUAAGAAAUUUCAGCAAGAAAGCAGAAGAUAUACUGAGACCAUUGAUGAUCUGAGAGCAUUGCAUGACAAAAAGGAACGGAAAAUAUUGAGGAAACAACAAAUGUAUGCAGGUUUUAGGGGCAAAUUAAAUGCAUGUCAAAAGGCAUUGGACUUACGAUGGAGGAAGUUUCAGAGAAAUGCUGGUCUUUUGAAGCGCCAGCUUACAUGGCUGUUCAAUGAGCACUUGGGGAAGAAAGGUAUCAGUGGGCACAUCAACGUUGAUUAUAAGAACGAAGUUCUAUCUGUUGAGCUGACAAUGCCUCAAGAUGCGUCUCGUGACACCGUUAGAGAUACUAGAGGACUUUCAGGUGGAGAACGAUCUUUCUCAACCCUUUGCUUCACCUUAGCUCUUCAUGGAAUGACAGAAGCACCAUUUAGGGCCAUGGAUGAGUUUGAUGUAUUCAUGGAUGCGGUGAGCCGCAAAAUAAGCUUAGAUACCCUAGUAGAUUUUGCUGUCGCACAGGGGUCUCAGUGGAUAUUUAUAACCCCUCACGAUAUCAGCAUGGUGAAGGCUGGAGAUAGGAUCAAGAAGCAGCAAAUGGCUGCCCCACGUGGUUGACCGGUCAGCACGCCUUUUAAAUGAGGCCUUGGGCAUUGCCAUUGACGUGGAGCGAAUCUGCUUGGAACUUCUUUUGAUACUUUGUUUGUACAUAGUUUAUUUGAAGUGUAAACUUAGGCAAGGUUUGAUCAGGAGAUCGUCAUUUGGCGGCUCCAGCAGCUGCAGUGCUAUUUGAACGUGAUCCCAUGUGUAUGUCAAAUUUUCAAUGCUAACCAGUGCUUGAUGACGUCUUGAAGAUCCUAGGCCUUAACAUGAACCAACUGUUGU
Messenger RNA from Panicum virgatum (switchgrass), 3499 nucleotides. Its product is annotated as structural maintenance of chromosomes protein 6B-like. Lineage: Eukaryota; Viridiplantae; Streptophyta; Magnoliopsida; Poales; Poaceae. Gene Ontology annotation, cellular component: nucleus; site of double-strand break; Smc5-Smc6 complex. Gene Ontology annotation, molecular function: damaged DNA binding; single-stranded DNA binding. The transcript is spliced from 28 exons. Gene Ontology annotation, biological process: double-strand break repair via homologous recombination. The coding region runs from base 110 to 3232 and encodes 1040 amino acids. The record is from RefSeq and is a predicted model, not a curated record.